Selaginella moellendorffii is the source of this 4224-nucleotide messenger RNA. RefSeq names its product pentatricopeptide repeat-containing protein At1g06710, mitochondrial. The record is from RefSeq and is a predicted model, not a curated record. The coding region runs from base 4 to 4194 and encodes 1396 amino acids. NCBI's taxonomy places the organism in Eukaryota, Viridiplantae, Streptophyta, Lycopodiopsida, Selaginellales, Selaginellaceae. Gene Ontology annotation, molecular function: protein binding. The transcript is spliced from 4 exons.
UUUAUGCGAUCGCCAAUGCGCGGGCUAUGGGCGGGCGGAGGCGCCGCGAUCGCCAAUGCGCGCGCCAGGUAUCUCUCCAAAAUCGCAAUGUCGCAUCGCCCGCUCCCCCCGGCAGAGAUUGAGCGCCUGGCCGAGAUAAUCCUGCGACAGGUGGUGGAUUCCAAGCGAGCCGGGGAAGGAAUCGAGAAAUCCCUGGGUCUGUAUGGCGAUAUUCUAGUCCCUGACCUCGUCGGCAAGGUGAUCCACCGGAUUCCGGAUCCAAACACCGCCUGGGAGGUGUUCCAGUGGGCCGGGAAGCAAUCCAAGUUCACGCACAACAGGUUUACUUGCAACAAUCUCCUCAGCGUCUACGUGAAGGCCCGGCGCGUCGAGGACGCGCAUCUCUUCUUCCAGAGCCACAUGAAGAACGUCUUCGAGCCGGACGAGGUGUCUUACAACACGCUCAUGAAUGGUUUCUUCAAGGCUGGCGACGUGAAGAAGGCGCUGGCGCUGUUUGGAGAGAUGAAGGACUCCGGCAUUGCGGUCCUGAGGUCUCACAACAUUGUUCUUCGAGGGCUGUGCUCCGGGGGGAAGAUCUCCAUGGCCUGGGAGGUUUUCAAGGACAUGAGUGGGAUUUUCUCCCCGAACCUCAUCUCGUACACCAUCAUGAUCGAUGGCCUUUGCAAGAGCCGCAAGGUGGACAAGGCCAUCACGCUCUUCAAGCAGAUGGUGGACAAGGCUAUCUAUCCGGACGUGGUCACGUAUGGUGCUCUGAUCGAUGGGCUUGGCAAGCAGCGCCGGGUAAAGGAAGCUUAUGACUUGUUCGAGGAGGCCAGAGCGAAAGGAUGCCACCCGACUGUGGUGACUUACAACACCAUGAUCGACGGGCUUUGCAAGUGUGGAAGGAUUGAGAACGCUUUGACGCUCUACGACGACAUGGUGAGAGAGCCACACUUGAAGCCGGACAUGUUCACGUAUAGCGCUCUCAUAAACGGUCUCAACUUAUCCAACAGAGGGGAGAAGGCUUACGAGCUGUAUGAAGAAAUGCUGGACACCGGCUGCUCGCCCGACGUUGUAACUUACAACACUCUCCUGGACGGGCUCUGUAAGUCGGGUUGCGAGGACAAGGCGAUGGAGAUUUUCAGGAAGAUGGGAGUUGGGAACGUUUGCGAUCCCAACGUGAUCACCUACACAGUUCUCAUCGACAGGUUUUGCAAAGUGGAUCGGCUGGGAGAUGCUGUGAAGCUGGCGAAAGAGAUGGAGGGCAGAUCUCUCCUCCCGGACGCCGUCACGUUCACGACGGUGAUCCAGAAGCUGUGCAAGGAGUCGAGAAUCGACGAGGCUCACGAGCUGUUUGAGAGCAUCGGAAAGACUUGCAAGCCGGACUCGGUGCUCUUCAACACGAUGCUUGCUGGCUACUGCAAGAUAACGAGGAUCGACGACGCAAAGAAGCUGCACGACCGAAUGCUCGACAGUGGCUGCGCUCCGACGCUCGCAACAUACACAGCUCUCGUCACUGGGUUCUGCCGCACUGGGAGAUACAGCGAUGCCUUGAUCAUGUAUCACGAGAUGAUCGAGAUGGGAUUUCCACCGGAGAGACAUCUAGCUGAGCUGGUCGAUCGGACUAGGACGGAUCAUCCCCCUCCUCGUCGUCCAUACUUCGUGACAACUUAUCCUGGAAGGCUGCCACAAGCGACCAGCUCUUCACCUCCAGGCAUGAAAAGUUCCAGAGAAGGGCGCCAUGGCUCCGAAGAGGUUGUUUGGAAACUGCUCUAUAGAGCCGAUCCCGGGUUCGAACCCAUGAAGGACCCCAUUUUUUUUUCGCUGAGAUUCGACCGUGUCACGUCUUCGUACUUCGAAAUAACUUCUAUGAUUCAAAUAGCAUUUUUAGGGUUUAUGGGAUCGGGCAGAGGAUCGCCAAUGCGCCAGCAGGCCCAAGAUGCAGUGGAAUAUGCGAAUGCGCGAGUCCAUAGCUCGUGGUGGCUAUGGCGGAUGGUUGUGGUAUGGCGACAGUUGGUCCGACUGUUUUCUUCUCCCGCUCGGAGCCUGGAGCGACGUUUGGUUGCGGCACUACAGGAAGGGAAGCUGCUGGACGAGGCUCUGGGGAGAAGGGGAGGAUUGGAUGGCUCUCUGGUGGCCUCGGUGAUGAAAAGUGUUGAUCCAGACUCCGCGAAGCAUUUCUUCCACUGGGCGAAGCAGCAAGUGGGCUUUUCACACACUCUGGAUACGUGCAAUGCGCUGCUGGAAGCUACUGUUCGAGCGGGGAGGAUCGGAGAGGCAAGAGAACUGCUAGAGGCCGACUUCAAGGCAGUGCUCAAGAAUGUUGUCACAUACAACAUCUUGAUCCGCGGCUUGUGCUCUGGUGGCGAUGCUGCUGGGGCCUUGGAGCUGUUCCACCGGAUGAGGAACUCGGGUGUUCGUGAGAACUCACAGACGUAUCUGAGCUUGCUCCAGGGGCUGUGCUCGGCAGGAAUGCUCUCGGCGGCAUGGAAGUGCUAUAGAGAUAUGUGGGACUUCUCUACGCACUUGGACGUCGUGGUGGUCACAACGUUUCUACACUGCUUGUGUAGAGCAGGAUUCGUGGACUCCGGGCUGGAAGUUGUGAAGCAGCUAGAGGCAGAGACGAAAUGCAUGCCGACUAUGGUGACUUACAAUGUUCUUAUCAACGGGCUGUGCAAGGCUGGGAGAGUUUGUGAUGCCUUCACUGCCUUUAGAAAGGCGAUCCAGUUCGGGUUUCGGCCAACAGUCGUCACGUACAGCACUGUCAUCGACGGGCUUUGUAGAGACAACGAGGUUGACAAAGGUUGCAAACUCCUGGAAGAGAUGGCAGGACGAGGCUGUGCCCCCAAUGCGGUCACCUACAAUACUUUGGUGAAUGCUCUCCUCGGCCAGGGUCGUGCAAAGGAAGCGUUCUCUCUUCUCGAACGGAUGGCAGCAAACGGAUGUCCUCCGGAGCUGAUUACUUUCGGCUUGAUCAUCAAAGGCCUCUGCAAAGAAGGAGAGAUCGAAGCAGCUUUUAGGGUGGUGGAUGAGAUGGUGGACAGAGGCUUCGUUCCAGACGUGGAGAUUCACACGGUUUUGCUGCAUGCUCUGUGCGAGCUAGGCCGAGUGGAUGAGGCGUGGUUCUUCUUCCAACAGGUACUGCUGAUCGGUUUCACUCCGGACGCGGUCACUUACAACACAAUGGUCGAUGGACUCUACAAAGCAGGGAGGCUAGAGGCAGCUGGAAUGGUAUUGCAACUUCUGGCCGAGAGCUUCUCGUCUCCGACUGUUUUCACGUUCACCAUCGCGGUGGACGGUCUGUCCAAGGCAGGAAACUUGACCGGGGCUUAUGAAUUCUUCGACUCGAUGCCACAAACGGGAGUUUCUCCAAAUACUGUGACUUACGACGCUCUCAUCGACGGCCUUUGCAAAGCAGGAAAGCUCGACAUAGCGCUUGGCCUCUUAAGAGACAAAAACUCGCAGGCAGGCAUGUUUGCGUUUAGCUCUCUCCUUCACGGGUUAUGCCAGGCUCACAGGCUCGAGGAAGCGAUCCAGCUGCUCAAAGCCAUGCCUUGCGUGCCGAACGUGGUCUGCUUCAACUCGCUGAUGAACGGGCUGUGCCAGGCUCGCAGAGUUGACGAGGCAUUCGAGCUUUUUGACGUGAUGAAGGAGUCCGGGUGCUCGGCCGACGUGAUCACUUACAACAUCUUGCUGAAGGGACUGUGCAAGCUGCGGAGGAUUCCAGAAGCUUACAGGCAUGUCGAGCUCAUGCGGCGGACGGAAGGCUGCUCUCCCAACGUGGUCACUUUCAGCACUCUCAUCCAGGGACUUUGCAACGCUGGGCGAGUGAACCAGGCCUGGGAAGUCUACGAGAGGAUGGUGGCGGUGGAGGGGAUCUCUCCUAACAGGUUCACGUACGCGUUCCUGCUGGAAGGACUUUGCAAAGCCGGUGACAGCCGGAGACUCGAGCAGUGUUUCGAGCAAAUGCUCGAAAGAGAGUGGAGGAGCUCAUCCUCAUGGCCGAUUCAUUCACCUGAAGUGGACUUCCUCGUCUCCGGGUUUGCGAGAAACGGGAGAGCUCUCCUGGCUUACGGGAUGGCGAAGCUGAUGAUGGAAAGAGGAUUCGUGCCGGGUGCUGCUACGUGCCGUGCGGUGCUUGACGGGCUCUGGACAGCAGGAGCCGCCAGAGAACACCGGGAAUUCGCCUCGCACCUCUUGAGCUCACAGGUUUGAUCAUUCUCGCAUCGAAAGAUACUGAUUGGA